Molecule: messenger RNA, 2053 nt
Organism: Daldinia loculata
Lineage: Eukaryota; Fungi; Ascomycota; Sordariomycetes; Xylariales; Hypoxylaceae
Product: HET-domain-containing protein
Exons: 2
Coding region: 120-1952 (610 amino acids)
Source: RefSeq, a predicted model, not a curated record
AAUGCAGGUGAUUCGUCAAAUCAUACAAAUCCUCGAUUUAGUGGCCACCAACAUGGCGGGUAAGGCUCUCGCCAUUUCGCUUACCUCCGUGUAUCCUACAACUGCGCUACAUUGUCGCAAUGCGUUUACUAGACGUUGAUACGCUCGAGCUGCACGAGUUUAUGGGCAGCAAUAUCCCAAAGUACCGAUAUGCUAUUCUUUCACACACCUGGGCCGAAGAGGAGGUGAGCUUGCAGGAUUUGCAGGCAGGGACCGGCCCCUCCAAACGGGGCUACGAGAAAGUUGCUCUCACUUGCGAGCAGGCGAAGCAACACGGCUGUAAAUGGGCUUGGGUCGACACAUGCUGCAUCGAUAAGACAAGCAGUGCUGAACUCAGCGAAGCUAUCAAUUCAAUGUAUCAAUGGUACGAAGAGUCCGCCGUGUGCUACGCUUAUCUUAUAGAUGUGGAAGAUAAUUUUCCAUAUACCUCCCUUCCGAAUCAAGAUGGUGAUGGACCACUUGCCUCCAGAUGGUUUACUAGAGCCUGGACGUUGCAGGAGCUAAUUGCGCCGUCGAAUAUUAUCUUCUACGGUCGUGGGUGGGCGGAGAUAGGCAGGCCAUCUGAACAAUGGAUUCGAGAUGCCCUCACGCACGUCACGGGGAUUCCGGAGUCUCUUAUAUCCACACCCAAGUCCUCCUUAUCACAUUAUAGCGUCGCCCAAAAAAUGUCUUGGGCGGCUCACAGGUUGAGCACUCGCAUUGAAGACAUAGCGUAUUCUCUGCUGGGAAUUUUCGAGAUUAAUAUGCCGCUCCUCUACGGCGAAGGCCCUAAGGCUUUCGUCAGGCUACAGGAAGAGAUCCUUAAGGAUACGGAUGAUCACUCGCUCUUGUGCUGGACCGUUCCAAGAUUUAGCCCUAGAGCAUGGUCGCUAGAAAGCGUGCUCGCAAAAUCCCCUAAUGAUUUCGCAGAUUCCGGAAAUAUCGCUGGGAAUCUUUACGACACAGGUUCUCCAUCCGCAAUGACCAACAGAGGACUUCAGAUUCACCUUGAACUCACAAAUCGACACUACAACGAACAUUCUCAUUUAUAUUUUAGGAACGCUGCUGUCUACGAUGGCAGGAUCAAUGCUGGCUAUUGGGAGUCCAAUACUUCUGUAGGCCAGGUGUCGACAGUGCUAAUCAGAACACCACAAAUUACACAGCGCCAUUCCCGGUCGAUUAAUAGAUACGCCAGAUUGGCAACACCAACACUUGGACGAUGCAGUUUACGGGGACUCAAUGGACAGAACGUCACGGAUCAGAUAUAUAUCAACAAAACACUCCUUUCCUGGGAACAGAAUCGUUUCGGUUCCGGGGGUGUUCAUCUACAAAACAUCCCCAUUGCGAUAGGUAUUGCACCAUUAUUCAUAGCAUCAGCAUACGAUCCUUCCUUUCGAUUCCAAAUUAAGACGGUAUACUUUUCUGGAUUACAGAAACCUUUAGACUCAGCCACACCAAUUGCGGUAUUUCCAACAGGAGAGAUAACGUGGUCUCCAAUUUAUGGCUGUAUCACGUUUGGAUUUGGAUUCCGGCAAUCACUAGAAUGCCCUUACUUUGUAAAUUUCGCCGUGGAAUCUGAAUAUGGAUCACAGCGAUUCAAUAUUUUACUCGUCUGGAAUAACGAAUACAUACACUUCGGCGUUGGCUCAAGUGAGUCUUCGUUAUUUGACCUAUCUCGGCCGUCUCAUUCACAGGCCGGUAUAAUGCUCCAGGGUAUGUUAGAUCCGUCUAAUCCUUCAACGCAUCGAGGAAAUUGCUGGGAGAUGUAUGGCGAGAUAGCUAGAGCAAGGAAAUUCGUGGACAGGGGCGUAUUGAAUGCACGUGGACUCUCUGUAGUCGAGUUCAUUCUGAAACGCGAAAACCCUUAUAGCGACGAUGGGGAGGCGGCGGGUAACCGUUUGCAUUUCCUAAUCCGGGCGCAACGAGUAGAAUAGGGAGUCUACAACACGCCGAGCGUACCUGAAUUGCAUCUCCUAUAUUAACUAUGUUAUGCUCCAAGACGAGCAUAUUCCUUAUUGAACGCCCUGCCGAUAAC